GCCUUAGGACUACUAAUCUGAGCAAGUCUAUCUUCUUCCCUGGGAUGCCAGGUAACGUUACCAAAUAGUCGCCAUUUUUCCUCUCUCUCCUUCUCUGUAUCUUCUUCUUCAGAUCAGCCAUGCCGGGCCCUGUAGUCGAAGAAGACGAAGCGCAGAAGAAGCUUCACAGUGAUGAGCCGGUGAUUGAGGACGUUAAAGAAGAAGAGGAACACGAUGAUGAAGCCGAGGACUCUGAGGACGAUGACGACGAUGACAAGGAAGACGGUGCUCAAGGGGCAAAUGGGAGUUCAAAACAGAGCAGAAGCGAGAAGAAAAGUCGCAAGGCAAUGCUAAAGCUGGGCAUGAAACCAGUUACAGGUGUCAGCAGGGUCACCAUUAAAAGAACUAAAAAUAUUUUAUUCUUCAUCUCAAAACCGGAUGUCUUCAAAAGUCCAAAUUCUGAGACCUAUGUCAUUUUCGGGGAAGCAAAGAUCGAGGAUUUGAGCUCUCAACUGCAACAACAGGCAGCUCAACAGUUCAGGAUGCCAGACAUGGGGUCUGUAAUGGCAAAGUCUGAUACUUUUGCUGCUGCUACUGCUGCUGCCGAAGCACAGGCAGACGAGGAAGAGGAAGACAUCGAUGAAACUGGUGUGGAGGCUCGUGACAUUGAUUUGGUGAUGACUCAGGCAGGAGUAUCAAAGGGCAAAGCUGUGAAGGCUCUCAAGACAAACAAUGGAGACAUAGUCAGUGCUAUUAUGGAGCUCACCAACUAAGUAUAAGCUGUGUGAUCUACCAUGAUGAUGAUGCCAUGGAGGGGUUGGCGUUCAGAAUCAAGGCCAUUAGAAGAGGGGGGUUCUUGGGGUCACAAUUAGUUUCAUUUCUUUGAGUUUCUUUUUGUGUUUUGCACCUACCUGCUAGGUACAUUAUGCAUUUUCCAUUUUUAAUAUACUUUUGUUGGAUCAAAACCUUUUACUUAUGAAGAAUGCUAUAUUUGUUUCCAUCGCAAAA
This is a messenger RNA of Diospyros lotus (date-plum), 987 nucleotides long. RefSeq names its product nascent polypeptide-associated complex subunit alpha-like protein 2. The record is from RefSeq and is a predicted model, not a curated record. The transcript has 4 exons. Gene Ontology annotation, cellular component: cytoplasm; nascent polypeptide-associated complex. Bases 120 to 752 code for a protein of 210 amino acids. Gene Ontology annotation, biological process: protein targeting to membrane. NCBI's taxonomy places the organism in Eukaryota, Viridiplantae, Streptophyta, Magnoliopsida, Ericales, Ebenaceae.